AAAUGAAUUGCACUAAUUGCUCUUCUUUACCCAAUUUAGAUAGCUGCAGAAAAAUUAAACCAGAGUUUAAAACAUUGCAUCUAACACUAUAAAAACAGUUAUUGUGGUAUUAUAAUCUAACCUAGUUAGAGUGGUGUUAAACUGCAGCCUAACUGCAUUUUGCCUUUUGCGCUUUCGCUGCAGUUCAAUUGCAGUUAUUUUUCGUCCCUUAUGUGGACCUUUGGAAAUUGUCUUAAACAGUGGAUUUCCCCAGUUCAGACGGAAAGGUUUUCAUAUAGGCUACUCAGAAGAUGCAGUCAACCAAAUACAAUGGGGAAAGACCAGAAAUGAUACAGAAAAUAUACUACCCCACUACAAAUAUUCAAUGAGGGAGCUUCAUUAUUUUUCAGCAGGGAGACCUUGUUUUAGUAGGAGUUGGAUCGUCAAAACCAGUUUGGGAGAUUAGAGAAUUACUGCAUCACGCUGUGUGCUCCGUUGAUUUGUCGCUCACUUGUCUUUGACUGUUUCCAUUCAUCUGCAUGUUGCCGGUGAGCUGGAAAAUCUAGAGAGGGACAGAGAGGAGAGAGGAGAGAGGAGAGGGGUGUCUGAGCAAAGCAACCACAAUGAGCCAAAUUGUGAACAUUACAGCACGUAACUGUAACACAGCUCCGGUGGUCAUUUCUGCACAGAAAGGGUGAGCUUCAGAAGUGCCAAGGUCCGUAUCCAGCAUUCUUGAAGCCCACAAAACUCAGGUCUCUGACAAGGAGAGGCACAGAUAGGGAGACGGCGGGUGAAGGCGGUAGCUAAAGACAUGGUAUCUGUGCAUGCAUGUAGAAUGGCAGUAAGGCAGAUGAGCCUGUGAAGAGACAGACCCUGCUGUGUAAACACACAUCAUACCCAGCCACCAAACCCCAGAGUCAUGGCUUUCACCUUGUCUGAAAUCAUGGCUGCAAGGCGGCAACAGCAUGGUGGUAGAGUGGCAGUCGACGUGGAUGAGCACAGCGCCAAUCCAACCCAGGCCUUUACCUUUUAUAACAUCAACCAGGGCCGUUUCCAGCCACCGCACGUGCAUAUGGUGGAUCCAUUACCCCAUGAUGCCCCGAAGCCACCUGGGUACACCCGGUUUGUCUGUAUUUCAGACACACACUCCAGGACAGAUGCCAUUCAGAUGCCAUGCGGAGAUGUCUUCAUCCACGCUGGAGACUUCACUGAGCUGGGCCUGCCCAGUGAAGUCAAGAAGUUCAAUGACUGGCUGGGUACUUUACCGUACGAAUAUAAAAUAGUCAUUGCUGGUAACCAUGAGCUGACCUUUGACCAGGAGUUCAUGGCAGACUUGAUCAAGCAAGACUUUUACUAUUUCCCUUCAGCGUCAAAACUGAAGCCAGAGAACUAUGAAAACGUUCAGUCCUUGCUCACAAACUGCAUAUACCUUCAGGACUCGGAGGUGGCUGUGAGGGGCUUCAGGAUAUACGGGUCCCCGUGGCAGCCUUGGUAUUAUGGGUGGGGCUUUAAUCUUUCACGGGGACAAGCCCUUUUGGACAAGUGGAACCAAAUCCCUGAUGGCACAGAUAUUCUCGUAACACAUGGACCACCACUGGGUUUCCUGGACUGGGUUCCCAAAAAAAUGCAGAGGGUAGGCUGCAUGGAGUUGUUGAAUACUGUACAGAAACGGGUACAACCAAAACUUCACGUUUUUGGGCACAUUCAUGAAGGUUAUGGGGCAAUGACUGAUGGGACUACAACUUACGUGAAUGCAUCAGCGUGCACUGUGAACUUUCAACCCAUGAAUCCACCAAUAGUGUUCGACAUGCCCACCCCAAGAAGCACAUGAUUGUAAAAGCACCUUUUUCUUUUUUUUUUUACCUUUAUUUAAAAGAGGAAACUAUGUUGCCCCUCCAAUCUGGAUUUAUAUUUUGUUGCUGGAAUAAUAUUGUAAUAUAAUAAUAUUGUAAGUAUGCCAUUGGCCAUACAUUUAGUGCUAUACCCUUUGAUGAUUUUCACUAUAUUCUGUAACUUUGUGAACUUCAUUACUGAUUCACUCCACUAUUCAUCUAGCUAUUCUGUUUUCAAUAAAUUGCUUUACUUUACAAGGGUUGUUAUAUAUUGUUAUUGAUACACCAUGAACUUUUGAAUUAUUGAGGUUGAAUUUACCAGGUAAUUUCAGACAAACUUCGGGGAUGAUAGUCUUCAAUAAUUUUACACCUUGAAUCUUCACGAAAAUAAGUUAUUUACUUUUUCUGGGCUGUAAGAAGUGGACUGAUUACCUCACAAUGAAAGGAUUUUUGAACAGCAGCUUUACGUCAGGAGAUUGAGUAUUUGUACAUAUAUUUGCAUUGCACCUGCAUCUUAUGUUUUGAAUUUUACAGCCUUGGUUUUAUAGAGCUUGCAAGUGUGUGUUUUUUUUUUUUAAAUUUAUAUUUUUAAUUAGAAAAUAUAAUUUCAGAAAAUGACAGCCAUUUGCAUGGUUGGAUGGUGAUUAGGAGCAGGUAUAACACAAAUGGCAUAUAUACAUAAUAAAGCAGUUUAAAAUAAAAAAAAAGAACUUAAGGCAUUUUCAAGUCUUACUAGUAGAAGAUGGAUUGUGGGACCACAUAUCAAUCAAUCAAUCAAUCAAUCUUUAUUGUAUAUAGCGCCUUUCAUAGUGGACCACCAUCACAAAGUGCUAUACAGUAAAAAAACAAUGCAUAAUACAUUAAAUACAGUGAAAAGUGCAUAAUACAUGAUAGUAGCAUAAUACAUGAAAUAAUAGCAGCAACACAGCAGCUAAUAGCAGAUAUCAGGCUUAAAGAGCAUGGAAAGCAAGAGAGAACAGGUGGGUCUUUAGAGCUGAUUUAAAGUGAGCGACGGUGGGAGCAUCACUCACCAAAGCUGGGAGAGAGUUCCAAAGAGUCGGAGCCAUGAAGCUAAACGAGCAUUCUCUAUGUGUAGUGCACUUUUGCUUGGGGAUAACAAGCAGGCCAGAGUUGGAGGACCUCAACUUGCUGGCAGGGACAUAGCGGGUCAGCAGGUUGAGGAGGUACUCGGGACCUGUGUGAUGAAGGGCAUUGUAGAUGAGCAGGAGAGUUUUGAAAAUAAUCCAGCCAGUGCAGCUGGGCAUGAUGGGGGUGAUGUGAUCAUGUUUUUUUACAUCUAAGGAUCUUGGCAGCGGCAUUCUGAACUAGCUGCAGUCAGUUUAUGGUGCGUGACGGGAGACCAUCAUAUAGAGAGUUGCAGUAGUCGAGUCGAGAGGAGACAAAUGCAUGACAAAGUAUCUCCGCAUCCGGUAGGGAAAGGUAGGGACGGACUUUAGAGAUGUUUCAAAGAUGGUAGAAGGAAGAUUUGACCACGGAGGAGAUGUGGGCAUCAAAGGAGAAGUACACCAAGGCUUCGUACUGUGGGGGAAGGCAGCAGCAGACAGUUUCUGAGGUUCAGGGCAGCUAUGUUGAGAUUCUUAAGUUGAGUUUUAGAGCCUACUAAAAGGAGUUCAGAUUUUCUAGUGUUCAGCUGAAGAAAAUUGGCAGACAUCCAGGCCUCAAUGACUUGAAUGCAAGCAGAGAGCCGGGCCAUGGCAGAGAGGCUACCAGGGUCAUUUUAAAUAGAGCUGGGUGUUGUCAGCAUAGGAGUGAAACAUGAGGCUGUGUUGGUGGUUGAAGUGUCCCAAGGUAAGCAUGUAGAUAUUGAAGAGAAGGGGCCCAAGAACAUAUCCUUGGGCGACACAACAAGUGGCUGGGUUUGCAACACCACUGCAUCCAGCAUAGAAAUAGUCUUUUAGGCACAAUUUGGCUACUAUGAUGUGCAAUACAUGUGCAAUAAAUGACUCAUGAAUAAGUGAUGCGCAGGACCCAGAUUUAAACUGGAGCCGUCCUGUGCUCUGUGCUUUAUCACUGUUUUAUCCCCUCGCUGUCUGGUUCAAUUCCACACCGGCCCUGUCAUUCCAGAGGUUAUCUUAGUAUACAUUGAAUCCGACAAUACCAGAGACAUGCUUUUAUUUUUUAUAUUUUCUUAUCAGUGUGUGGUGGUUAAAACACUAGUAGUUUUGUUGUAUUACUUUUAGUGCAAUCCUAUGGACACAAAAUUUCGCAAUAGAAUAUGUUUAGUUUGCUGUUAACAUUUGUGGGGCAACAGCAAUUGAAAAAAAAUAGUUCCACAACAAUAUCCUAUUUAUGAGGAAAACCUAUAAAUGUCGCUUAUUUAAUUGUAGGAAGAGACUUAGGCACUAAUGUUUUGGUAGUUGAACAAAUAUAAAUAUAAUUGAGUAUGAUUGUAAUAAUCUUGUGUCACUGGUGUUUAAUCCAGUUUUAUCUUGUGCAUCAUAAGUGACUCAUUGUUUGCAUUGCUUUUGUCGUAUUUGGAUCCAGUUAAUUAGAAAACGUACUGUAUGUUUGGUGCUGGUCUUUGGUGUAAUAUUAAGCCACGUAUACUACUUUAUAGAACUGUAUGCAGGUAUGAUUAUCAUCCUUCAUGUUACAUAAACAAAACAUGUUUUAUUGAGUUAAGAAAUUAAAGUUGAAUUUUUUAGAAUGUUCCCAGUUGUAUGUAUUUUUUAUGCUUUUAAUGUACAUCACUAUUUUCAUGAUUUUAUUUAUAAAACUUCUACAAUGUGUUUUACUUCUACAAUGUGUUUUAAUAAAAGUGUUUCCC
Acipenser ruthenus (sterlet) is the source of this 4599-nucleotide messenger RNA. RefSeq names its product metallophosphoesterase domain-containing protein 1-like. NCBI's taxonomy places the organism in Eukaryota, Metazoa, Chordata, Actinopteri, Acipenseriformes, Acipenseridae. The transcript is spliced from 7 exons. The record is from RefSeq and is a predicted model, not a curated record. Bases 899 to 1810 code for a protein of 303 amino acids. Gene Ontology annotation, molecular function: hydrolase activity.